UGUUUUGACAAGCAGUGGGGAGGGAAGUGAGGAGGGCAGGCAGACUGUAAAGCAUCACGACAAGGAGGACUCGCUGUUCCUUUUAUCUGCAUUUCGGCUGAAUGUUAUUAGUAUCAACACAGUCUUCUAGUCGUGGCUGUCAGCUGGCGUGUCAGCGGGGAAAUCGCUGUUGCUACGGGAAACGUCGUCGUCGUCGUAGCCGGAGCGCCGGAGCGGAGUCGAACCAUUUGUUGUUGCUUUGAAAAGUUUUAAUGAAGCUCGCAAAGGAAGUCAGUACAGGUGGCAUUUCUUACCUUCCGUAUACAGAGACAGUUCAAGCAGUGUGGAGGGGAAGAAACUGGACCAUGUCAGGCUGAUAUUGGUUAACAUUUCUUUAAUGAAAACACAAUAUCGAGACGGUCCGUCGUCGGAAAAUCAGUGUUUGUGUUUGUUGAGUUGCGACUAGCUGUGGGGGCUGGGUGUUUGCGGGGGUCUCCUGUAGACUAAGCAGUCACGAUAAAGUUAGUUGGUCGUGUUAAGUCUCCAGCUAGCUCACACUGCUGGGUUAGCAAAGCCCUGCACUGGCGGAGCCGACGAAACAGGAGAGGAGACAGAGAGAUGCAUCGCGACGUAACUAUGGUUCAGGUGGAGGAAUUUGAGAUAUUCAGUGAGGGAAGCUUGCUUGCUAGUUAAAUCACUAGUAGUAUCAGAUUUGGGGGGGGGGGGUGGAUCGAUAGCAAGCAGAUUGACAACUGUAUAACCUAACGCUGACUGUAACUUAGCGUUUGCUAUCAGCUUGUCUUUGUGUUAGUCAGCUGGACAAUACAGUGCGACUCGAUGGAAGCGUACAGUAGCAUGCUAACAAAGCGAUGCUUUGUUGUUGGGUAGGGGCACCUGGCACCAACACGCAGGCUUCACAGCUGAUAUUUCUGCCUAGCUAAUACAGCAGGUCUCCGUCACCGAGAGGUUCGGUAGGGUGCAGACAACGUUGUGUGUUGCUGUGUGAUAGAAAAAGAAAAGUCUCCACUGGAGGACCUGAAGGCAUCCCGAUGACACUGGACAACAUGAAGACUGAGCGAGAUGCAACUGAGGAGUUUUUCGAGUAUGAUGCAGAGGAACUUCUGGUGUUCCUGACCUUGCUCAUCACAGAGGGAAGGACUCCAGAAUACUCGGUGAAGGGCAGGACUGAGGGGCUGCACUGUCCACCAGCUCAGUCGGCCAUGCCCCCUCUUCACAAGCAUGAAUGCAGUGACAAACUGCCCCAGUGUCGGCAGGCGAGGCGAACCCGUUCUGAGGUGAUCCUGCUUUGGAGGAACAGCAUCCCCAUCAUGAUUGAGGUCAUGCUCCUGCCUGACUGUUGCUAUGGUGAUGAGUGCCCCCCUAGUGACCCCAUCAGUGACCCGGUCAUCAAACAAGAUGCUCUGCUGCUAGAGAGGUGGACCCUGCAGCCAGUUCCAAGACAAAGCGGUGAUCGCUUCAUUGAGGAGAAGACCCUACUGUUGGCUGUUCGCUCCUACGUCUUCUUCUCCCAGCUCAGCGCCUGGCUUAGUGCCUCCCAUGGCAUCGUCCCCAGAAACAUCCUGUACAGGAUCAGUGCUGCUGAUGAGGAGCUGGUGUGGCAGUUUUCCCAGCCGCCUUCAGAGCACAUUUUCCCCAUCCCCAAUGUAUCCCAGAGUGUCGCACUCCAGGUUCAUGUCCAGUCGCUCCCCCGCCAACCCACCUACCCUACCCUGGCUUGCAGCAUCCAUACGGGCCUCCCACCGCUUUACAGCAAGACCUCCAGCCUCAGUCCAAACUUCAACACCCACAGUUGUCUGCCAACCUUCAAAAAGAGCCAGGACCUCAGCAAAGACAACCUCCUUCACAACUCUAACAUGUUCAGCAAAAGCUCCAAUACUCCUGGCCUUGUCCUCAAUGGAUUACCCAUUCCUAAUCUUCCCAUCAACAACAUCCCUAUUAACAGCCUUCCACAAACUGUAGUGCCACAUCCUUACAGCAAGAAGAGCCAGGAGCCUGCUGAAGAUCACUCGUAUCAGAACGGAGAGCUUCCGCAGGUCAGCAUCCCCCAACAUCAGGGCUCCCCUCUCUUCCACAGAUCCUCUCACUCCCCCAAGCCCUCCCGCUCCCACUCGCCCUCUCCGCUCCGCACAGGCAAAGCGGGGAAGUGGCUGUACACGGCUCUCAAUGGUUCAUCUGACCCCACACUAGUGGAGGACCAUGGGCCUGGCAUCAACAGCCUUGACAAGUCAAAGGCACCCAUCCCUGAGCCAUUGAGAGCAUUUAAGAAUUUCUCCUUGGCUGAACCGCCCCGCUGCCCCUCUCCAAGGCCCUCUGGAUCUGAGACAAACCCUCUGAUUGGUUCCCUGCUCCAGGAAAGACAGGAAGUCAUCGCCCGCAUUGCACAGAGGCUCAACUUCUGCGACCCCACAGCACCGCCCCUCCCUCCUGGCCUUUUUGCCUCUGACAACCCUCCCAAAGCCAUGUGGGGCAGUAACCAUGACGAUAUAACUGCCAGUAAGACCAAAGAGGCGGAGGUACCGCCCCAUGAAUCUGUGGGACGUGUGUGGCCUAGUCCCUUCAACACACCUGUGACUGACACUUCGUACUGCAAACGGGAGAGCUCCUCCCCUAAACCUGCAGCCUGCAGGAAGCUGAAAAUGACAGAGAUGAGAGACAUAGAGGAAGAGAGAAACAGAGAGACGGAGAGAGCAAAAGAGAAGGAGAGUGGUAGAGACAGCUCUCUGAUCGCCCAGGCGGUUCAAGACAUUACCAGACUCAUUCAGGAGAGACUGUCUGUACCCUCUCUGUCCCCCAGGCACAGCAGGAGCGGCAGCCCACUGCACCACACGCACACAACAACAAUCACCCACACGGUCCGCACAUACUCAAACACAGCGCAUAGCCCACAAGCCUCACACACUGCCACCAAUGGCUACUCUAAUGGUAACAUGCCAAGCCAUGAACCUCACAGAGGCAGCACGCACACUGCUGCCACACACGCGCCCAUUUGCACAGACAAGCCCCAAGUUGAUCCGGGGGCAGAAUGCCAUUCACCCCGGGCCCGAAACGGUGCUCACUUUACACUUGAAGAACCCUCAUUUAAAGGCCAGCCUCAAAUCCAGACUGGUCAGUGUUUACGAACUCGCCCACAGGAAAAACUCAGAGUCAGGACACCCAGCAGCCAUGAAACCCCCCCUAGCACCCCUGUCCUUGAGAACAGCCUACGGAAUACCCACAUCUUUAGUUGGACUUGCAAUGAUGCCAGCCCAGCUGUGAACUGUAACACAAGCCACCACAACCACAGCCAGCCUCAGCCUCAGUAUCAGAUGCAGAUGCAGACAUGUGCACCAGCCCAAGCCUCUGCCCUGCAGGAUGAGAACCAGGCACCCUCUGACUCUGGAUGCUCCGGCACCUCAAGUCCAGACAUGACCCCUCCUUCUACUGUCCUGCGAGCUCACAGCCCCUCCCCCCUACGUCCCUGCAACAGCUGGAAGAAACACAAUCGCCACUCAUUAGACGCCACAGCAACCAAGGCCUUCCACCCCUGUACAGGCCUGCCUCUGCUCUCCAGCCCUGUUCCUCAGAGGAAAAAUCAAACAGGCUAUUUUGACCUUGACACCUCUCUGGCUGGUUGUAAGGGUUUGCCUUGGGCCUCUGGGAAAAGGGUGUGUCCAAAAAGAGAGGGCUGCACAGAUGAGUCACAGCAGCUGUUCAGUGCCAGCGCUCCACCUGCCAGUCUCAGUCUGCUGGGAAACUUUGAGGAGUGUGUACUGAACAAUCGCCUGGAGCCUUUAGGGAUGGUCGAUGGUUUUACAGCUGAGGUCGGGGCCAGCGGCUCCUUCUGUCCCAGUCACCUGACCUUACCUGUUGACGUGUCAUUCUACAGUGUCUCCGAUGACAAUGCUCCAUCACCAUAUAUGGGUGUGAUAAACCUGGAGUCCCUGGGGAAAAGAGGCUACCGUGUACCUCCAUCAGGAACCAUUCAAGUGACCUUAUUCAACCCCAACAAGACAGUGGUGAAGAUGUUUGUUGUGAUGUAUGAUCUAAGAGCCAUGCCAGCUGGACACCAGACCUUCCUUCGCCAGAGGACCUUCUCUGUUCCCGUCCGUCGUGACACAAACAGUCAGACCAGCAGGAAGGCACUUGCCCUUAGCCACGGACGCACUUUACGCUACCUCGUUAAUCUGAGGUUCCAGAGUUCGAAGUCUGGGAAGAUCUACCUCCACAGGGACAUCCGUUUGCUGUUUUCCAGGAAGUCCAUGGAGGUGGACAGCGGUGCUGCCUACGAGCUCCAGUCCUUCACAGAGUCUCCUAUUGACCCACCAUUCUCUCCCCGCUGCUGAGACCCGACUUCCUCGCUCCCUCCGCCCUGCAGGCUGCGAGCGUAUCAUCAAUCACACCUAAAUGCCAGCGAUAGACUUUGACUCAGCCAAUGGCUAGAUGAAAAGGCUAAAAAAAAGCAGCAACUUCUGGACAGUUAUCAACAAGACUCACCUGACCUGUGCCCAAAAUGUUAAGUUUUAUCCCUUCUGUCACCCAGGACUGACAAAGAAGGUGCUAAGAGGCUAGGAGACUCGUCAGAAAUGAACGUUGUUCUCUGCUAAAAUACGAGAGUUUGGUUCAAAAGUCAAAAAAGUAAUGUUUAAGAUUGUAUUCUCCUGUUGAAGAAGGGCAGAUAUGAUAGCUGUGAGUGUGUAUCCUCCAGCAUCUGGCAAGAGAGUAGAGAACUGUCUCUACAAAAGCAAGAGUCCAGGUUAAUCUGUUUGCUCAAAAUCAAAUUAUUGAUUGGAUGUUCUAUUGACAUAAUGAAUAAAUGAUCAAUCCAAGUGUCUUUAUAAAUGCAAUACCAGGCCCUUUUAAUUGUGACUUGUUUAGUUUCAAAUCUUUGAAGAUCAAAUUGAUUGAACUGAAAGUGCAGUCGGCUUUGUCCCUGUGAUUCCUGAGCUCGGAGCAGAGGGAGUGCAUAUGGAAGAGGAAGACUGGUGCAGCGCCAUGCCCUCGUCCAAAAAACAACAUGUACCAUGGACCACUAAAGAAGUCAAACAAGCAAUCAAGCUAGAUUCAACUGAAAGCAUCAUAGCAGAUCAUCAGAAGUACACUGUGGAUCUAUUUUUCUCAUUAUAACUGGAAAUGAAACAGAAAAUAGUCAUAUUCUAAUACUUUUGUACUGUUACAGAACCACUUUAUUGGAAGUGUUGCAAUAGGAAGAGUAACCUUAGUACAGUGUUUACACAUUCACUUUCAGUUUACUUAACCAUCAGUUUAUUUAAUAUUUAAAUUAAUAUUUCAGUUACUACUUGUGACGUCUGUCAUGCUAAGAUGAUGUAGUGCAAACUGUAUAUCAUAGUAUGUAUUUUUGACAUUAAUAUUCAAAUCUGAAAAAAAAUAUAUAAAUAUAUCUUCUAAAGCUU
Labrus mixtus (cuckoo wrasse) is the source of this 5390-nucleotide messenger RNA. RefSeq names its product atos homolog A (gene atosa). Lineage: Eukaryota; Metazoa; Chordata; Actinopteri; Labriformes; Labridae. The record is from RefSeq and is a predicted model, not a curated record. The transcript is spliced from 12 exons. The coding region runs from base 1029 to 4322 and encodes 1097 amino acids.